Messenger RNA from Habropoda laboriosa, 3045 nucleotides. RefSeq lists its product as uncharacterized. The transcript has 3 exons. NCBI's taxonomy places the organism in Eukaryota, Metazoa, Arthropoda, Insecta, Hymenoptera, Apidae. The record is from RefSeq and is a predicted model, not a curated record. Bases 363 to 764 code for a protein of 133 amino acids.
UUCAGUCUGCGGCCUGGCUUCCUCACCAGGAGGCCGCGGGUCCGAAUUUUCCAUUUUCACCGUCGUGCACAAAGAGAGAAAUAAAAAAAAACGCUCGUUCCAGACGACAUCUGGAGAGAAGAGGGUAGCCGUAACGUCGAGGGAGACCGCAUAACAGGCUGACUUUUUAGUCCUGUGCCUGUGAGAGACGAAAGAUAAAAUGUUCAGAUAAGGUGGAAAGGUGGAAGAAAUCAUAACAACGACCGGUGUUUCGAACGAACUCAAACUUCUCGACCGUGAACUUAGAUAAAAAGAGAAAGGGGGAGAGAGAAAGAGAGAGUUUUCUUUUUUUUGGAAAACGAAAGGAUCUCGAAGAGGUAGAAAUGUUGUGGUCAGAGCCUGACGAGGAGGAAGAGGCGCUACUAUGCAGCCCUGCUCUGAUGGCCAGGAGAGCCUCUGAAUCAUGGAUCGUCGCACCUCCUGUGGAGGCGAUGCCCGCGGCGGCAGUGUCCCUUCAACGAAAAAAAUCACUGCCGGAUGUGGCUCAACCUAUUCAGUUGACAGCCACGGCACCGCUAUCCAGGGAGGAAGUCAGUGUCCUGAGCAGCAUGAGGAGAGAAGAGAUCCGCAGGCAGAUCGACGAGAGCGAGAGGCUCAGGGCCAAUCCUCUGCUGUACUUGGUCAGUCCUCAGGUUAAAGACUGGUUCUCCCGACAGCAGCUGGUGAUGGUGGUGCUGUUCAUCAACAUAUCGUUAGCCCUGAUGUUCUUCAAACUGCUGACGUAGCAGCCAGCCGACGAUUGGGUUCACGGGCUCGUGGUGGACGUGACCUGAGACGCGGGAGCGUCGCGACGCCCCGAGUCGUCACCGAAUACAAGGAUUCAAGAAACGAUGAGGCGCGAUCGCGUGGCCUCGAGCAAAGCAACAAAAAUUAACGAGAGACAUAAAACCGCUGAAAACGGCUUUCGAGCGAUCCAACUCGGUCCCACACGGUGGUCAAUGAAGCUUUUGGUGAAGAACAAAGAGAGGAAACGAGAGGAGAGUGGAACUCGGGGGAAAACCUUCGAGGAUUCGCGUGGGACAAGGAACGACAAGGGACGAGCGAACACGAUUUGAGAGGAAGAGGAAUCGUUCUUUUUUUUUUUUCUCGAGCAUCUCGACGUGUUCAUGCGAGAGGGAGGGCGGCUUGUAUUGUAUAGAAAAAUUAAAAAAAAAAAAAAUAAAAUAAUGAACGAAUCGCAGUCGAAAUGACGAUCUGGGGGAUCCUUCCAGGUGAAAAGAUUCGUCGAUGUGGUUCAAUUUUGGGAGAACACUCUUCCUGGAAGCUCCGCGAGAGUGACUAGAAUGGAAGACGAGGAAAGAAGAGGCUCGUUUUUUUUUUCAUCAGGGUUACUACCGUGUCCUCGGUUUGUACCCUGACACGCCUGUAUCAUACCUAUUUUUACACCGAAUAUUUUAAUAACUGAUAAGAUUAAUAUUUGUAUGGGCUUGGACUUGUUAAUUUGGUCCUAGCCCUAAAACACGGCGCGCACACACGAAUCUCUCUCUACACAAUUUUUUCCUGUUCUUUCUCGACGAUCGACUCGAGCGCGGCUCUCCAACAAGAGACGACUUUUAUACACGAGUGCUAUAUAGAAGCAGCUAGAGUAGAAGCGUGAAUCGAUAUAUUUGUCCCGGGGUGAGAAUUCUCGUAAGGGGAGAAAGAUGAAGAGAGAGAGAGAGAAAUAUUAUAAAGGCGCGGACGAUCGAGGUUAUUUUUCAGGAGGGAAUUUUUGCCACGCUUCGAUCGCUACUUGAAACGGGGAAAUGGCGGUAUACGAGUUUUCGAGGGGUUAGAGACAGGUUUAAGGAUAUUAAUUAACGAAGGAAACAUAAUAGGAGAGUUUAGGAGGAAAAUAAUACGACGAAGUUAGAGUUUCUAUACAAUUGUUACACGAUUUCUACGAAUUUGGAGAAAGAAACGAGAAGGGGAGCGUACACACGUUGUAUUGAUUAAACGUUACGAUGUAUUCAUGUGUUAUAUCAACGUGUCCAUGUAAAAUGUAUAUGGGUGUUAUGUGGAUAUAAUGUAAUCGUAAAUCGUGCAGAAUUCCUAAAGAUGAUACAACUUCGUUUUUCCGAAGUACCUUCUUUCUCGUGUAUAGCCUUGCCUUCCACGCGGAACGAAACUGUACAUAAGACACUUUUCUCCGAUUUUUAUAUACACGUUAAUUAGGGGUACGAGUGGCGACAGGAAUGGAAAAUUUGUCACGAUUGGUAUUUCUCGAUCGAGAGUCACGCUAAGAGGGGAAGAAAAAUAAUAAUAAAAAUCGUGGCGAGGAGUGUUGCGAUAAAACGUUGCUUAUCACUAGUCGCAGCGUACAAUUGUGUAUCGUGUAGAAAAAUGCAAAAAAAAAAAAAAAACAAGAACAAAGAGGAAUGAAUUAAUCGAGUCACGAGGGAUCUUCGACGAAUCGAAGCAACUUAAUUGAAGAAUAGAAAAUCGUAUAAACUUUGCUCUUGUUCACGGAAUCUAUUUUACGAUCGAGAAACUCGUUUCGAUAAUGAGUGUGCGAUCUCAGGCGCGCGAGAUUCGAAUGACCAGCCUGAGAAAAAGAACGAACCUUUGUAUUCGAUCGAGAAUAUACGGCGAAUUUUCUAGUUAAUUGUAAAAGAGUGUAGGAUAAAUUGACCGAUGAAGCGAACGUCUCGUCAUUUUGUUGGUUCGUUCGCUGAAAAUUAACGAAGCUUUUACAAGGAACCACUACUUGUAAUCAACUUUUUCGCCACUUCUCUCGGGAAUUCUGUUUGAUAAAACGAAACGAGAGAAACAAAUUGUCUUUGCGCGACGUAUGCACGUAUUACACGUCGACUUUUUUUUCACGCGUCGACACGGAGGUCGAGCUGGAGAUCUUGAAAUGUUUAAAAGAUCGAGGAUCGACCUCCCCCUGCGCUCGAGCGAUCGCAUUUUUCUAGCCUCAGGCAUAGCUUGUACAUCUAGGUGAAUUUGUAAAUAAAAAAGAAAAGAAAAAGAGCAUUAUGGUCCGCGACCGUCACAGUUAAUCGUCUGAAGGAAGAAGAAAAAUCC